Cricetulus griseus (Chinese hamster) is the source of this 15965-nucleotide messenger RNA. The record is from RefSeq and is a predicted model, not a curated record. NCBI's taxonomy places the organism in Eukaryota, Metazoa, Chordata, Mammalia, Rodentia, Cricetidae.
AUGGCUCCUCCAGUGUGGACUCUGAUGCUGCUGGUGGGGACUGCCUGGGGCCAGCACCAAGUAUCUGCCCCCAUGCGGAGACAGAACUCUCUGGAACGGAAACCGAUUAAGAUGGCACUCACUUCGCAGGAGAGUUCCAUUCUCUCAAAGUGUGACUUUGAAGAUGAUACCAGACCUUUCUGCGAUUGGUCUCAAAUGUCUUCAGAUGAUGGGGACUGGAUUCGAACUACUGGGCCCUCCUCUACUGGCACUUCUGGUCCCCCUGGGGGCUACCCCAAUGGAGAGGGCUACUACCUGCACAUGGAUGCCAGCACCUUUCCCCGGGGCGGAGUGGCACGCCUGCGUAGCCCUGACAUAUGGGAGCAAGGCCCACUAUGCAUCCAUUUUGCCUUCCACAUGUUUGGGCUGUCAUGGGGUGCCCAGCUCAGACUGCUGCUGCUCAGGGGCCGGAACCACCGCCGACCCAACAUUCUCUGGAAACACAUUAACACCCAGAGUCUCUCUUGGAUGCCCACCACUGUCAAUGUGCCAGCAAAUCGUGAUAUACCAAGCUGGCUGAUGUUUGAGGGCAUGAGGGGAAACACCGCCUACCUGGACAUUUCUCUGGAUGGCCUCUCUAUCCAGCGGGGUACCUGCAAUCGGAUCUGCCUGUCCCAGUUGUGCACCUUUGAUAUUCUAAAUGAUCUCUGUGGCUGGAGCUGGGUCCCAACUGCCACCGGGGCUAAGUGGACCCAGAAGACAGGACCAUCGGAGAAGCCGGGUGUGGGGCCUGAUGAUGACUUCUCUAGCCCUGGUCGUGGCUACUACAUGCUCCUGGACUCUACGAAUGCAAGGUCAGGACAGAAAGCUGUGCUUCUUAGUCCGCUGAGCCAUUCCAGUGGCUGCCUGACCCUCUCUUUCUACUACAUAAUGCGCGGUCAGUCAGUUGGCGAAGGCCUUUUCGUCUAUGCUACGUUCUUAGGCAACAUCCGGAAACACACUCUCUUCUCAGGACACUAUGGACCCACCUGGCAGGCUGUGUCUGUCAAUUAUACAGGACAGGGACAGCUACAGUUCAUGGUGGUGGGUGUGUUUGGAGACAAGCCAGAGCCAGCAAUAGCUGUGGAUGCCAUCAGCAUUGCUCCCUGUGGGGAACGUUUUCCCCAGUGCAACUUUGAAGACAGACUCCAUCCUUUCUGUGACUGGAGCAAUGUGUUGGGAGAUAGCGGACACUGGAGAUGGGGAAGUAAAAGUGUACCCACCCCCAUCUCAGGGCCCCCACGAGAGUUCCCAUAUGGAGGGGAGCACUAUAUUUACUUCGAUUCAGUCAACUUACCCCAGGCAGGACAGUCUGCCAAACUGGUGAGUCCACCCUUCUGUGCCCCUGGGGACGUCUGUGUGGAGUUUGCUUACCACAUGUACGGCCUUGGAGAAGGUACCACGCUCAAGCUCCUGCUGGGGAGUCCUGCAGGCAGUGCUCCCAUUUCUCUGUGGAACCGUGUUGGGUCUCAGAGCACUGGCUGGGUAAACAGCUCUGUCACAAUCCCUAAGGGACAUCAGCAGCCCAUGCAGCUGUUUCUUGAGGCCACCCGGGGCUCCAGCACUGCCUUUGUCGUUGCUGUCAAUUUCAUCUUGAUCUCUCAUGGACCCUGUCGGGGUAAGAUGGAACUCAAGGGCCCAGCUUCUUCCCCACCUCAGUACAAGCCUAGUGGCUCAUACCUGCCAGCAUUGCCACAGAUAGAGAUUUAUUCAACCAGUGUUCCCAUAGUAGUACCUUUCACUCCCACUGAAGAGAACACCAUCUCCACAGAAAGGACCACUAUCCCCCCUGAAGAGAUCACAACCUCCACAGAAAUGAUCACUGCCCCAACUGAAGAGACUACUGAAGAGACCACCAUCCCUACAGAAGUGACCAUUGGCUCUCCUGAAGAGACCACCACCCCUACAGAAGUGAUCAUAACACCUGUCUCUCCUGAAGAGACCAGUAUCCCUCUUGAGACCACCAGCUCUACAGAAGCGACCACUGUCUCUAUUGAGGAGACCACCAGCUCUACAGAAGUGACCACUGUCUCUCCUGAGGAGACCACCACCCCUACAGAAGUGACCACUGUUUCCACAGAAGUAAAUGCUGCCUCCACAGAAGUGGCCAGUGCCAGCACAGAAGUGACCACUGUCUCUCCUGAGGAGACCACCAUCCCUACAGAAAUGACCACUGUUUCCACAGAAGUAACUGGUGUCUCCACAGAAGUGGCCAGUGCCACCACAGAAGUGACCACUGUCUCUCCUGAGGAGACCACCAUCCCUACAGAAGUGAUCACUGUCCCUCCUGAAGAGACCACCAUCCCUAUAGAACUGACCACUGUCCCUCCUGAAGAGACCACCUUCCCUACAGAAGUGACCACUGUCCCUCCUGAAGAGACCACCUUCCCUACAGAAGUGACCACUGUCCCUCCUGAAGAGACCACCUUCCCUACAGAAGUGACCACUGUCCCUCCUGAAGAGACCACCUUCCCUACAGAAGUGACCACUGUCCCUCCUGAAGAGACCACCUUCCCUACAGAAGUGACCACUGUCCCUCCUGAAGAGACCACCUUCCCUACAGAAGUGACCACUGUCCCUCCUGAAGAGACCACCUUCCCUACAGAAGUGACCACUGUCCCUCCUGAAGAGACCACCUUCCCUACAGAAGUGACCACUGUCCCUCCUGAAGAGACCACCUUCCCUACAGAAGUGACCACUGUCCCUCCUGAAGAGACCACCUUCCCUACAGAAGUGACCACUGUCCCUCCUGAAGAGACCACCUUCCCUACAGAAGUGACCACUGUCCCUCCUGAAGAGACCACCUUCCCUACAGAAGUGACCACUGUCCCUCCUGAAGAGACCACCUUCCCUACAGAAGUGACCACUGUCCCUCCUGAAGAGACCACCUUCCCUACAGAAGUGACCACUGUCCCUCCUGAAGAGACCACCUUCCCUACAGAAGUGACCACUGUCCCUCCUGAAGAGACCACCUUCCCUACAGAAGUGACCACUGUCCCUCCUGAAGAGACCACCUUCCCUACAGAAGUGACCACUGUCCCUCCUGAAGAGACCACCUUCCCUACAGAAGUGACCACUGUCCCUCCUGAAGAGACCACCUUCCCUACAGAAGUGACCACUGUCCCUCCUGAAGAGACCACCUUCCCUACAGAAGUGACCACUGUCCCUCCUGAAGAGACCACCUUCCCUACAGAAGUGACCACUGUCCCUCCUGAAGAGACCACCUUCCCUACAGAAGUGACCACUGUCCCUCCUGAAGAGACCACCUUCCCUAUAGAAGUGACCACUGUCCAUCCUGAAGAGACCACCUUCCCUAUAGAAACCAGUGGCCCUCCUGAGGUGACCAGCAUCUUUUCUGAAGGGGCCAUUGUCUCCAUGGAAGAGACCACUGUCUUUGCAGAGCAUUCUACUUUCUUCAUGCAAACGUCCACAAUAUGUAGUCCACCCUGUCCAAGCCCUUCACAGGUUCCAGGUGUCUCGAUGAUCGGCUUGGUCCCAGCUAUAGGUAUAUCUACCACAGCUAUGAGAUGCCCUCCAUAUGCCCACUUUGAAUCAUGUGCGUGCCUUGCAUCCUGUGAGAACCCCAAGCCCAGCUGCCAGUCCCCCUGCAGUCCCGGCUGUGUCUGCAAUCCUGGAUUUUUGUUUAGUAACAAUCAAUGCAUCAAUGAGUCUUUCUGCAAUUGCUUCUACAGCAACAAGUACUAUCAGCCUGGGGAAGAAUGGUUCAGUCCCAAUUGCACAGAGCGGUGCCGAUGCUUGCUUGGUAGCCGGUUGGAGUGCCAGAUCUCUCAGUGUGGGACACACACUGUAUGCCAGCUGAAUAAUGGCCAGUAUGAAUGCCAGCCCUACGGUACUGCCACCUGCCUGGUCUAUGGGGACCUUCAUUUUGUCACCUUUGAUGAGAGGCAAAUUAGCUUCACAGGGACAUGUACCUAUAUCUUGACUCAAAUCUGCGACAACUCUACAGACCCAUUCUUCAAGAUAACAGCAAGUGCCCAAGAACGGGGAGUAGAAGGUGUAGCCUCCCUGGACAAAGUCUUCAUCACCCUGCCAGAGACGACCAUUACCCUGAUCAGGGGCAGACACACACUGAUUGGGGAUCAGAGUGUCACCCUCCCGGCAAUACCUUCUAAUGGCAUCUUUGUGGGCCUAAGUGGGCGAUUUGUGGAACUAAGGACGGCAUUUGGUUUGCGUGUGAGAUGGGAUGGUGACCAGCAGCUUUUUGUGACCGUGUCCAGCACCUACUCAAAGAAACUCUGUGGUUUCUGUGGGAACUAUGAUGGGGACGGCAGCAAUGAUAACCGGAAGCCAGAUGGCAUAAUGACAGAAGAUGAGGACGAGCUGGGGAAUAGCUGGAAGAUAGAAGAGGACAAGGAUCUUGCUGACUGCUUGGGUUGGGUCUUUUCCAGGUGUCAGAACAAGAAGAGCACCCCAUCUUGUGACUCAGCCUUGGGGAGAAUUAUGUCGGGGACCAAGUUAUGUGGCCAGCUUGUUGACCCAAGAGGACCCUUUGAGACAUGCCUGUUCCACAUGAAGGCCUCAUCCUUCUUGGAUAACUGUGUAAUGGACAUGUGUAGCUUCCAGGGGCUCCAGCAGAUGCUCUGUGUUCAUAUGUCAGCCAUGACUGCCACCUGCCAAGAUGCUGGAUAUGCCGUGGGGCCCUGGAGGGGACCCCAGUUCUGCCCCCUGGUUUGCCCUCAAAACAGCAGGUACUCCCUGUGUGCCAAGCCAUGCCCAGACACCUGCCAUCCUGGAUCUGCUCUCCAGCCCUGCCAAGAACAGUGUGUGGAAGCCUGCGAGUGUGACCCUGGCUUCAUCCUCAGUGGUUUCGAGUGUGUCCCUCAAUCAAAGUGUGGGUGCACCAACGUUGAGGGACGCUACUUCGAGAUACAGGAGCAGUGGUUUAAUCCAGACUGCAAAGAGAUCUGUACGUGUGAAGGCAACAACAAUAUUCGCUGUCGGCCCUGGAAGUGUAAGGCUCAGGAAGCCUGUAUCCAUAAGAAUGGCAUAUUAGGCUGUCAUGCCCAAGGUGCAGCCACCUGCAUUGCCUCAGGUGACCCCCACUACCUGACAUUCGAUGGAGCUUUGCAUAAUUUUAUGGGCACCUGCACUUAUGUACUGACCCGGCCUUGCUGGUCCAAUAUUCAAGAAAAUAACUUUGUUGUGAGUGUCACCAAUGAGAUCCGUGAUGGCAACUUGGAAGUCUCCAAUGUCAAAGCUGUCCAUGUGCAGGUCUUUGACCUCAAAAUCUCCCUGUUCAAAGGUCGAAGGGUCGUGCUGAACAACCAACGGGUGACACUGCCUGUGUGGCCUUUGAAAGGACGGGUGACUAUUAGGUCGAGUGGCAUCUUUGUCCUGCUCUACACGAACUUUGGGCUUCAAGUUCGAUAUGAUGGAAACCACCUGGUGGAGGUGACAGUGCCAUCCUCAUACACUGGCUCACUUUGUGGGCUGUGUGGGAACUAUAACAAUAACAGUUUGGAUGACAAUCUUCGUCCAGACAGAAAGCCUGCAGGCAGCUCACUUCUGCUGGGAGCUUCUUGGAAAAUACUUGAAGCCUCUGAGCCUGGCUGCUUUGUAGUCAGGGGCAAGUCCUCCAGCUGUGAAGAGAACAACAUGGAUGACACCUGGACUAAAAGAUGUGCCAUCUUGAUGAACCCUAUUGGGCCCUUCUCCAAUUGCCACGAGGCAGUGCCCCCUCAGGCCAGCUUCUCCAGUUGUGUGUAUGCCCAGUGUGGGACCAAAGGGGACACCCUGGCCCUGUGUCGCUCCCUGCAGGCCUAUGCAACCCUGUGCGCCCAAGCUGGCCAGGUGACUACCUGGCGCAACAGCACCUUCUGCCCUCUGAGGUGCCAACCUGGGAGCAGCUACAACCCAUGUGCGAACCCCUGCCCAGCCACUUGCCUCACCCUAAGCACCCCAAAAGACUGUCCAGCCCUGCCCUGUGUCGAGGGCUGUGAAUGCCAGAAAGGCUACAUCCUGAGUGGAACCACCUGUGUGCCCCUCAGACAUUGUGGCUGCAGCGACCAGGGCGGCUCCUACCACCUGUUGGGGGAGAGCUGGUACACAGAGAGGACCUGCACCACCCUCUGCACGUGCUCCAUCCACAGCAACGUCACCUGCAGCCCCACAGCCUGUGAGGCCAACCACGUGUGCUUGCGCCAGGAUGGGCUGCUGCGCUGUGCUGCCGAGAUGGGAGAGUGUCACAUCUCAGAAGAUUCUCAGAUUGUGAGCUUUGAUGGCCAUAUCCAUCCUAUCCAAGACAUGUGCACUUACGUCUUGGUCAAAGUGUGCCACCCCAACAUGAACCUGCCUUUCUUCACGAUCAGUGCCAAGACUGACAAGGAUACCCUCAGUAAAACCAGGACUUUUAGUGUCUAUCAGAUAUACAUUGACAUCUUUAGCUUCCGAGUCACUCUGCAAAAAAAACAUACAGUCCUGGUGAGCUGGAUCAAUGACACGCAGGUCACCCUUCCUGCCACGACCCAGAUCCCAGGAAUCAGCAUCACGACUGAAGAUGUCUACACCAUUGUCACAAUUAAGGAUGAAGUUCAAGUCAAAUUUGAGAGCAACAGUUUCUUAGAUAUCAAAAUCCCUGCAUCCUCUAAUGGAAAGGUCUGCGGUGUGUGUGGGAAUUUCAAUGGUGAAGAAGAGGAUGAACUGAUGACAUCCAAUGAGGAACUAGCCCAGGAUGAACAGGAGUUCAUGGAUAGCUGGAAAGAUAAGGACAUCGAUCCAAAUUGCCAGAAAAUCGAAGAGCAGAACAUCCAAGUGGAACAGCAGGAGAUCAUGAAUGGAAAAUGCAGGCCCGAUGACUUUGAGAAAGCCCAAGCAAACUGUGAAGCUGCCCUGCAGGGGCCUGCCUGGGCUCAGUGUGCUUCCCGGGUGCCCCUCAAGCCCUUCCUGCUGGGGUGCAUGAACAACUUCUGUGAAUUCAGAGAGCUCUUCCGGGCCCUCUGUGAGGCUCUGCAGUCCUUCGAGGAUGCCUGCCAGAACCAGGGGCUCAAGCCACCUAUCUGGAGGAACAGCAGCUUCUGCCCUCUGGAGUGCCCAGCUCAUAGUCACUACACAAACUGCCUUCCCUCCUGUCCACCUUCCUGCUUGGAUCCAGACAGCCGCUGUGAGGGCUCUGGCCACAAAGUCCCUGCCACCUGCAAGGAGGGCUGCAUCUGUCAACCUGGCUACGUGCUGAACAAUGACAAGUGUGUGCUCAAAACUCAUUGUGGCUGCAAAGAUGCCCAGGGUGUCUUUGUCCCGGCAGGCAAGACUUGGAUGUCCACAGGUUGUACCCAGACCUGUGCCUGCACGAGAGGGGCCAUCAGGUGCCGGAACUUCCAGUGUCCCUUGGGGACUCACUGCAAGGACAACAAUGAUGGCAGCAGUAACUGUGUCAAAAUCAUUUUCCAAUGCCCGGCCCACAGCCAGUACACAGAUUGCCUUCCCUCCUGUCAUCCUUCCUGCUCUGACCCUGAGGGCCACUGUGAGGGCAUCAGCACCAAAGCCCCCGCCACCUGCAAGGAGGGCUGUGUCUGUCAACCUGGCUACGUGCUUCGUAAAGACAAGUGUGUGCUCAAAAUUGAGUGUGGCUGCCAAGACACCCAGGGCGGCUUCAUCCCGGCAGGCAAGACCUGGAUCUCCCGGGGCUGUACCCAGAGUUGUACCUGUAUGGGAGGUGCCAUCCAAUGCCGGAACUUUCAGUGUCCCCCAGGGACUUAUUGCAAAGACAGUGAUGAUGGCAACAGUAACUGCGCCAAAAUCACUCUACAGUGCCCAGCACACAGCCAGUACACCAACUGCCUUCCCUCCUGCCUGCCUUCCUGUCUGGACCUGGAAGGUCACUGUGGGGGCAUCAGCACCAAAGCCCCUGCCACCUGCAAGGAGGGCUGCGUCUGCCAACCUGGCUAUGUGCUAAAUAAUGACAAGUGUAUGCUCAAAAUUGAGUGUGACUGCCAAGACACCCAGGGCGUCUUCAUCCCAGUGAGCAAGACCUGGACCUCCCGGGGCUGUACCCAGAGCUGUACUUGCGUGGGAGGUGUCAUCCAAUGCAGGAAUUUUCAGUGUCCCCCAGGGACUUAUUGCAAGGACACCAAUGAUGGCAACAGUAACUGCACCAAAAUCACUCUGCAGUGCCCAGCCCACACCCUCUACACCAACUGCCUUCCCUCCUGCCUGCCUUCCUGCUCGGACCCAGAUGGCCUCUGUAUGGGCACCAGCCCAAAAGCCCCCUCCUCCUGCAAGGAGGGCUGUGUCUGUCGAUCUGGCUUCGUGCUGCAUAACGACAAGUGUAUGCUCAGAAUUCGGUGUGGCUGCAAAGACACCCAGGGUGUUCUCAUCCCGGCAAAUAAGACCUGGAUCAACAGAGGCUGUACCCAGAGCUGUACUUGCUCAGGAGGGGCCAUCCUGUGCAGGAAAUUCCAGUGUCCCCCAGAGACUUACUGCAAGGACAUUGAGGAUGGCAACAGUAACUGCACCAAAAUCACUCUCCAAUGCCCAGCCCACAGCCAGUACACAGAUUGCCUUCCCUCCUGUCAACCUUCCUGCUCUGACCCUGAUGGCCGCUGUGUGGGCUCUGGCACCAAAGGGCCCUCCACCUGCAAGGAGGGCUGUGCCUGUCAACCUGGCUACGUGCUAGAUAAUGACAAGUGUAUGCUCAGAAUUCAGUGUGGCUGCAAAGAUGCCCAAGGUGUUCUCAUCCCGGCAGAUAAGACCUGGAUCAACAGAGGCUGCACCCAGAGCUGUAUCUGCAUGGGAGGGGUCAUCCAGUGCCAGAAAUUCCACUGUCCCUCAGAGACUUACUGCAAGAACACCGAGGAUGGCAACAGCAACUGUGCCAAAAUCACUCUGCAGUGCCCCGUCCACAGCCACUACACCAACUGCCUUCCCUCCUGCCCACCUACCUGCUCGGACCCAGAGGGCCACUGUGAGGAUGUCAGCACAAAAGCCCCCUCCACCUGCAAGGAGGGCUGCGUCUGUCAACCUAACCAUGUGCUGCAUAACCACCAGUGUAUGCUCAGAACUGAGUGUGGCUGCAAAGACGCCCAGGGUGUCCUCAUCCCGGCAGAUAAGACCUGGAUCAACAGAGGCUGUACCCAGAGCUGUACCUGCUCAGGAGGGGCCAUCCUGUGCAGGAAAUUCCAGUGUCCCCCAGAGACUUACUGCAAGAACAUUGAGGAUGGCAACAGUAACUGCACCAAAAUCACUCUGCAGUGCCCAGCCAACAGCCACUUCACCGACUGCCUUCCCUCCUGUCAACCUUCCUGCUCUAAUGUGAAGGGCCACUGUGAAGACUCCAGCCCCAAAGCCCCCUCCACCUGCAAGGAGGGCUGCAUCUGUCAACCUGGCUAUGUGCUGCAAAAGGACCAGUGUAUCCUCAGAACUGAGUGUGGCUGCAAAGACGCCCAGGGUGCUCUCAUCCCAGAAGGCAAGACCUGGAUCACCAGAGGGUGCACUCAGAGCUGUACCUGCAUAGAAGGGGUCAUCCAGUGCAGGACUUUCCAGUGUCCCUUGGGGACUUACUGCAAGAGUAGUGAUGACGUCAACAGUAGCUGUGUCAAAAUCACUCUGCAGUGCCCAGCCCACAGCCGCUAUAGCAACUGCCUUCCCUUCUGUCCACCCACGUGCUUGGACCCAGAGGGUCUCUGUGGUAGCACCAGUCCUAAAGCCCCCUCUACCUGCAAAGAGGGCUGUGUCUGUCGACCUGGUUUUGUGCUGCAUAACGACAAGUGUAUGCUCAGAAUUCUGUGUGACUGCAAAGACGCCCAGGGUACUCUCAUCCCAGCAGACAAGACCUGGAUCACCAGAGGCUGUACCCAGAGCUGUACCUGCGUGGCAGGGGUCAUCCACUGCAAGAAUAUCCAGUGUCCCCCAGGGACUUACUGCAAGAACAGGGAUGAUGGCAGCACUAACUGCACCAAAAUCACUCUGCAAUGCCCAACCCACAGCCAAUUCACGGACUGCCUUCCCUCUUGUCUACCUUCUUGCUCCAACCACUGUGAGAUCACCAGCCCCAAAGGACCCUCCAACUGCAAGGAGGGCUGUCUCUGCGACCAUGGCUUUGUCCUCAAUGAGAACAAGUGUGUGCCUAGAACUGAGUGUGGCUGCAAAGAUGCCCGGGGUACCUUCAUUCCGGCAGGCAAGACUUGGACCUCCAAGGGCUGCACCCAGAGCUGUGCCUGCACGGAAGGUAAUAUCCAGUGUCAGAAUUUCCAUUGUCCCUCGGAGACUUACUGCAAGGACAACAGUGAUGACAGUAGUACUUGCGUCAAAAUCACUCUGCAGUGCCCCGCCCACACCCACUUCACCAGCUGCCUUCCCUCCUGUCUACCUUCCUGCUCUGACCCCGGGGGCCUCUGCAAAGGCACCAGCCCUAAAGCCCCCGCCACCUGCAAGGAGGGCUGUAUCUGCCAACCUGACCACGUGCUACAUAAUGACAAGUGUAUUCUCAGAAUUCAGUGUGACUGCAAAGAUGCCCAUGGUGCUCUUAUCCCGGCAGGCAAGACAUGGAUCUCCACAGGCUGUACCCAGAGCUGUGCCUGCAUGGAAGGGGCUGUUCAGUGCCAGGACUUCAAGUGUCCCUCGGGGACGUACUGCAAGAACAAUAAUGAGGGCAGCAGUAACUGUGCUAAAAUCACUCUGCAGUGCCCAGACCACAGCCUGUUCACUGACUGCCUUCCCUCCUGUCUACCGUCCUGCUUGGACCCAGAGGGCCUCUGUAAGGAAACCAGUCCCAAAGCCCCCUCCACCUGCAAGGAGGGCUGUGUCUGUGAACCUGGCCUUGUGCUGCAAAAGGACACGUGUGUACUCAAAACUGAGUGUGGCUGCAAAGACGCCCACGGUGCUCUCAUCCCAGUGAGCAAGACCUGGGUCUCCAGAGGCUGCACCCAGAGCUGUACCUGCACAGGAGGGAUCAUCCAGUGCCAGAGUUUCCAGUGUCCUCCAGAGACUUACUGCAAGAACAGCAAUGAUGACAGCAGUAACUGUGUUAAAAUCCCUCUGCAGUGUCCAGCCAACAGCCAGUACACUGACUGCCUUCCCCGCUGCCCACCCACUUGCUUGGACCCAGAGGGCCACUGUGAAGGCACCGGCCCCACAGGCCCCUCCACUUGCAAGGAGGGCUGUGUCUGCCAACCUGGCUACGUGAUCGAUAAGGACAAGUGUGUGCUCAGAAUGCAGUGUGAUUGUAAAGAUGCCCAUGGUGUUCUCAUCCCGGCAGGCAAGACCUGGACUCCUAGAGGCUGUAACCAGAGCUGUACCUGCAUGGCAGGGGCUGUUCAGUGCCGGAAUUUCCAGUGUCCUUCAGGGACUUACUGCAAGGACAGCAAUGAUGGCAGCAGUAACUGUGCGAGAAUCCCUCUGCAGUGCCCCGCCCACAGCCUCUACACCGACUGCCUUCCCUCCUGUCAACCUUCCUGCUUGGAUCCAGAUGCCCACUGUGAGGGCAUCACACCUAAAGCCCCUUCUACCUGCAAGGAGGGCUGCUCCUGUCAACCUGGCUAUGUGCUGGCUAAUGACAAGUGUGUGCUCAAAAUUGAGUGUGGCUGCAAAGGCACCCAGGGCGGCUUCAUUCCGGCAGGCAAGACCUGGAUCGCUACAGGCUGUUCCCAGAGCUGUACCUGUGUGGGAGGGACCAUCGAGUGCCGGAAUUUCCUGUGUCCUUCGGGGACUUACUGCAAGGACAGGGAUGAUGGCAGCAGUAACUGUGCUAAAAUCACUCUGCAGUGCCCAGAUCACAGCCACUUCACAAGCUGCCUUCCCUCCUGCCCACCUUCCUGUCUCAACCUGGAUGGCCGCUGUGAGGGCACCAGUCCCCAAGUCCCUUCCACCUGCAAGGAGGGCUGCCUCUGUCAACCUGGCUACUUCCUGAAUAAAAACAAGUGUGUGCUCCAAAUUCACUGUGACUGCCUAGAUGCCCGGGGUACCUUCAUUCCGGCAGGCAAGACCUGGACCUCCAGGGGUUGCACCCAGAACUGUCCCUGUGCAGGAGGCGCCAUCCAGUGCCAGAAUUUCCAGUGUCCCUCGGGGACUUACUGCAAAGACAGUAGUGAUGGCAACAGUAACUGUGCCAAAAUCAGUAAGGGAGUCAUGGGGGAAUGGGCGGGGGGUGUGCUCAUGGCUGGAGGGAUCAGAGCUCUGCAGUGCCCCGCCCACAGCCAGUUCACCAGCUGCCUUCCUUCCUGUCCGCCUUCCUGUGCCAUUCUGGAUGGCCACUGCGAGGAAGCCAGCUCCAAAGUCCCCACAACCUGUAAGGAGGGCUGCAUCUGUCGACCUGGCUACUUAUUGAACAAUGACAAGUGUGUUCUCCGAAUUCAGUGUAGCUGCAACGAUGGCCACGGUGGCCUUAUUCCCGCAGGCAAGACCUGGAUCAACGAAGACUGUACAGAGACCUGUAACUGCAUGGGAGGGACCAUCCAGUGCAGGAAUUUCCAGUGUCCCCCAGGGACUUACUGCAAGAACAACAAUGAUGACAGCAGAAACUGUGCCAAAAUCACUCUGCAAUGUCCUGCCCACAGCCGCUACACAAACUGCCUUCCCCCAUGUUUACCUUCCUGUGCUAAUUUGGAUGGCCUCUGUGGGGUUACCAUCUCCAAAGUCUCCUCCACCUGCAAGGAGGGCUGUAUCUGUCAACCUGGCUAUGUGCUGAAUAAUAACAAAUGUGUGCUCCAGAUUCACUGUGGCUGCAAAAAUGCCCAGGGUGACUUAAUUCCGGCAGGCAAGACCUGGACCUCCAGGGGCUGCACCCAGUGCUGGUCCUGCGUGGGAGGGGCUGUCCAGUGUCACAACUUCAACUGCCCCUCAGGGACUCAGUGCCAGGAUGACCAGGAUGGCAACAGUAGCUGCGCCAAAAUCACUCUGCAGUGCCCCACCCACAGCCGCUACACAAACUGCCUUCCCUCCUGUCUACCUUCCUGUGCGGACCCAGAAGGCCUCUGUGGGGGCACCAGCCCAAAAGCCCCCUCCACCUGCAAGGAGGGCUGUGUCUGUCGAGCUGGCUUUGUGCUGCAUAACAACAAGUGUGUACUCAGAAUUCAGUGUGCCUGCAAAGACGCCCAUGGUGUUCUCAUCCCGGUGAACAAGACUUGGAUCUCCAAAGGCUGUACCCAGAACUGUACCUGCCUGGCAGGGAACAUCCGUUGCCGGGAUUUCCACUGUCCCUCAGGGACUCGGUGCAAAGACAAUGGUGAUGGCAGUAGUAACUGUGCCAAAGUUGUUCUGGAAUGCCCAGACAACAGCCACCACACCAACUGCCUCCCUUCCUGUAUCCCAUCCUGCUCCAACCUGAAUGAGCACUGUGAGGUUGAAGGCCUCAGAGCCCCCUCCAUCUGCAAAGAAGGCUGCCUCUGUCAGCCUGGCUUUGUGCUCAAUAAGGACAAGUGUAUACCCAGAAUUCAAUGUGGCUGCAAAGACUCCCAGGGCACCCCCAUUCUGGCAGGCAAGACCUGGAUUUCCACAGGCUGUUCCCAGAAAUGCACAUGCGUGGAAGGACUUGUUCACUGCCAUGACUUCAAGUGCCCCGCAGGGACUCAGUGCCAGGACAUCGAGGAAGGCAGCAGUAAUUGUGUUGAAAACACCUUCCAAUGCCCCGCCCACAGCCGCUUCACCAACUGCCUUCCCUCCUGUUUACCUUCCUGCUUGGAUCCUGAUGCCCACUGUAAGGGCACCAGCCCCAAAGCCCCUGCCGUCUGCAAGGCAGGCUGCCUCUGUCAAUCUGGCUAUGUGCUGAGUAAUGACAAGUGUAUCCUCAGAAUCCAGUGUGGCUGCAAAGAUGCCCAGGGUGCUCUCAUCCCGGAAGGCAAGACGUGGAUCUCCAGAGGAUGUAUCCAGAGUUGUGCCUGCAAGGGAGGGGCUGUUCAGUGUCGGGACUUCAAGUGCCCAGCAGAGUCCCAUUGCCAGCUCUAUGAAGAUGGCAGCAGUAGCUGUGUCACGAGUGCUCUGAAAUGCCCGGCCCACAGCUUCUAUACCAACUGCCUUCCCUCCUGUCUACCUUCCUGCUUGGACCCAGAGGGCCUCUGCAAGGGCUCCAGCCCCAAAGCCCCCUCCACCUGCAAGGAGGGCUGUGUCUGCCGAUCUGGCUACGUGCUGCAAAACAACAAGUGUAUGCUCAGAAUUCACUGUGCCUGCAAACUCUCCCAGGGUAACCUCAUCCAGGCUGGCCAGUCAUGGAUCUCCUCUGACUGUACCCAGAUUUGUGCAUGCAAGGGAGGGCUCUUUCAGUGCCAAAGUUUCCAGUGCCCCUCGGGGACCCAGUGCAAAGUGUAUGAAGAUGGCAGCAGUAACUGUGUCUCCAAGAGUAAGGGGUGCCCGGCCCACAGCCUAUACACCGACUGCCUUCCCUCCUGUCUACCGUCCUGCUCCAACCCGAAUGGCCUCUGUGAGGGCAUCAGCACCAAAGCCCCCUCCACCUGCAAGGAGGGCUGUGUCUGUCGACCUGGCUUCCUGUUCAGUGACAACAAGUGUGUGCUCAAAGACCAAUGUGGCUGCAAAGAUGCCCAGGGUGACUCCAUCCCGGCAGGCAAGACCUGGAUCUCCAGUGGGUGCACCCAGAGUUGUACCUGUGUGGCUGGUGCUGUUCAGUGCCGAAACUUCGUCUGCCCCACAGGGUCCCACUGCCAGCACAGUGAUGAUGGCAGCAGUAACUGUGCAGUCAACAAAUUGGAAAAAUGUACCGCAUUUUUUGAUGGCUUCGACUACCGAUUCCCGGGCCGGAUGAACUACUAUCUCAUUAAGACAGUGGACAAGCUCCCAGAGGGGAUUGAGCCCCUGGUCACAGAGGGACGCAACAAGAUAUCCCCCAAAGGGAGUCCAGCCUUGCAUGAAGUGACCACCAUCGUCUAUGGUUAUAAAAUCCAGCUCCAAAAAGGGCUGGUGGUUUUGGUUAACGAUCAAAAGGUGGCGAUCCCCUACAGCCCAAAUCACCACCUGCGGGUCAUAUUGCGGGCACAACGGCUGUUUCUCAUCACUGACUUUGAAAUGGUGGUGGACUUCGAUGGGAAGCAAACUGCAGUGAUCUCCUUGCCUACCGUAUACCGUGGACUGAUAAGGGGUCUGUGUGGAAACUAUGACAAGAACCAAGCCAAUGAUUUCAUGUUACCCAAUGGAAUGCUCACCUCAAACAUCAACGCCUUUGGCAACAGUUGGGAGGUGAAGGUGGUGGAGGUCCUCUUCCGAUCGCCAAGGCAGCCCCUUGCCAUCCCCACUUCAGGGCCCUGCCAGACGAUGGAGGAGGAGAAGAGCCCGAGCUUCUGCGCUCUGGGAUUCCAAAACAUCACCACACCCUGCUUGUUUUUAACAUGGAUACCAGAAAUCAAACAGCUCCUUAUUCUUUCGAGGCAAGCACUUAGUCAGCUUAGCCACAUCCCCAGCUCCCAGCCCCUCACCCUGGGCUCUUUUCCAGCAAGGCCGGAUCUCCUUGCUCCCCUCUCUAACAGCACACCUACUCCACCCUUCCCUUUAUACCCCAGGCACUGUAUGUCUGACAUGUGCUCUAGUUGGAAAACCAAAGAUGAAGAGGAACUUAGAUGCCGGGUCCUCAGUGGAUAUGCCAUCCUUUGCCAGGAGGCAGGUGUCAACAUGACUGGCUGGCGGGGCCAGACACACUGUGCGAUGACAUGCCCUGCCAACACUGUGUACCAGAGCUGUAUGACGCCCUGCCCAGCAUCCUGUGCCAAAUUUGUGACUCCCAAGGUCUGCGAUGGUCCCUGCGUGGAAGGCUGUGCUGCCAUCCCAGGCUACAUCUACAGUGACACCCAGAGCCUCCCCGUGACUCACUGUGGCUGCUCUACCAAUGGCACCUAUUACAAGCUGGGUGACAGCUUUGUCACUGAUGACUGCUCCCAGCACUGCACCUGUGCAAGCCAGGGGAUCCUGCAGUGUGAGCCCUAUGGAUGCAGAGCUGGAGAGUCCUGCACUGUGGCCAACUUUACUCGAGGCUGCUUCCGGGGUGAGCCUGG